Messenger RNA from Brassica oleracea var. oleracea, 588 nucleotides. Its product is annotated as F-box protein At4g02760-like. Lineage: Eukaryota; Viridiplantae; Streptophyta; Magnoliopsida; Brassicales; Brassicaceae. Gene Ontology annotation, molecular function: protein binding. The transcript has 4 exons. The record is from RefSeq and is a predicted model, not a curated record. The coding region runs from base 1 to 588 and encodes 195 amino acids.
AUGGAAGCUCCAUACCCUAACAAGAGACAUCGCCGAGACCUUCCUCCUUGUGUACCUUUUUCUCCCUCAGGCCCAAGUUCCCUUCCUAGUGUUCCCGAUUUCAACCAGAACCAUGUCCAUCUGAUCAUUUCCUCCCUCCUCUUCUUACCGGACUUGCCUUCGCUAUCUAUUAGCCACUCGUUCGAUCGAGCGAUUGAGAAACUAUUGGAAUCUUCUUCCGACGAUGAUCGUAUGCGUAUCAAAGAGCGUGGAUUCCGACUCGCCUCGCUUCGCUUCUUCAUGAGUCUACGCAAAGGUGCGCUCAGAAACACGCCGCUGAGCACAAUUCCAGUUCAUGGAAACUCCCUCCUGAACUCACCAUCAAGGGAUUGUUUGCGGAUUUGGAUUAUUCAGGUCUUUUCGAUGCUUGAUGCAAAGUCUCUGAUGCGAGCUUCAGCUUGUUGCAUCAUGUUUAAAAAAUGUACCAUGGACCCUUUAUGUUACUCUCACAUAGACUUGACAGCCGGAAAUGCUGGAACUGGAAUCAUGCGUCGUAUGAUCCUUAAUGCUGGAAAGGAACUCAGAUCCUUUAAAGUUGGUUGCCCAUGA